Messenger RNA from Endocarpon pusillum Z07020, 1569 nucleotides. RefSeq lists its product as uncharacterized. NCBI's taxonomy places the organism in Eukaryota, Fungi, Ascomycota, Eurotiomycetes, Verrucariales, Verrucariaceae. The transcript has 5 exons. Gene Ontology annotation, cellular component: MIS12/MIND type complex. Gene Ontology annotation, biological process: cell division; mitotic sister chromatid segregation. Bases 1 to 1569 code for a protein of 522 amino acids. The record is from RefSeq and is a predicted model, not a curated record.
AUGACCACCCUUGUUGCGCGUCAACCCUUACAGACGCUGUCGAUGUCGUCUUCUCAACGACCGCCGCGUCGAUUGAGCGCUCGGUUACAGGAGAAGGAGGAUGCGCAACCCCACACAAACGGGUACCACCUGACCACCAAGAAUCAGACCCUCAGCUCUGCAAACGAUGGAGUACCGAUGCGAAGAUCCCAAGACAAACCUCCGGCAGCCAAGAAAAGAAGGAUUGAUUAUGAUGAAGAAGACGAUGGCUUCAUGUUCACCCGCGCAAAAGCACACAAACCUAGGCCCUCCACCUCGAAGAUUGUAUCGAUCCCCGAGCAACAUGUACCCGAAAUGGAGAAUAGUCGGCCCGCGAGGGUGGACGAUGAGGUUCAAGCACACCAGGAGCAGGAAUCCAAAGGGCCUUCGAAGAAGCGAAGGAACAAGAUGUCCUUUUCCACCCCAAAUGUCAGAGUGGAGAAGCCCGUGCGGCGAUCGAAGAGGCUAUCAGAUGAUGUCGAAGGAAAGGAUGGGAGUCCGCAGCAGAAGAUCAGUAGAAGGGAUGAGGCACAGCAGGAGACGAAGAGACCCCCAGAACGGCAAAAGACACCUCUCGCACCACAAGCUCAGGUUGAGGAAGACCACUCAUCGACCAAGAUAGCGCUACCUUUUGCAGAUACUCCUGUCAUACGAAAAAACAAGGCCAUGCGAGAAAGGAAAAGUGGAAAAGGUGAACGAAGGAGCAGUCUCGGUCUUAGGGGCCGGCGAGCGAGCUCCCUUAUAGAUACUGGUAAUUCCAACGCUCUUCCACACAGCGAGGUAGAAGUGGCCGACUUUUACAAGCAUAUCGAAAGUGAAGGUCUUCCUGAGCCACGGAGAAUGCGCCAACUUCUGACCUGGUGUGCGACAAGAGCAAUGGGUAACCAAUCGGGGGUCCCACCACACGCACAUCCUGAAUAUGAGGACCAGAGUGCGCAUCUCGCAGCCCGUGUGAUACAGGAGGAGUUGCUCAAAGACUUUGCCAAUCGAUCAGAAAUGUCCGAUUGGUUUGGCAGAGAAGAGGCGCAGAAGCCUGAAGAAACAUUACCCCUAAGACCAAAUCCAAAGAAUGCGCAAAAUACGAUAAAGAUUGAAGAGCUGGAAGCACAAAUAAGAAGGCUGAAAUCCGAACGAAAGUCUCUUGAAGCCCUCUUGCGACCUCCUUCGAUCCCGAGUGUACCUCGAGAUAAUCCUCGAUCGUCAUCGCAUGUCAACCCUCCUACGCUCCAUAACUCCCUCCUUUCACACUCAGAUAUUUCCAUCCUUGAAACUUUAAACACAAGCUCUGCCUCUACCGCUACCAUCUCAUCCCGCAUCAACAAUCUCAGUGCUACAAUAGGACCCUCUAUAGACGCAUUCGCAGAUGGUAUCCAUAAGGUCGCGCAGUAUAGAGAUGCGGCAGAACGGGUCUCAAGCCGUGUGUUAAGUAUAUGCGCGCAAAAGCUGGAGGAAAGAGAUAAAGAGGGCAGACGGCGUGCUGUUGGAGCAGCGGGAGACGUGUCUGAUGAUCUGACUGGUGUUCUGAGGAGUUUAAGCAAGAUUGAGAGGUGA